AUGGCACGACUAGCACGGAACCGGCGGCGGACGACAGACAGGAGAAAAGAGGAGGCAAGGAGGCGAGGCGACAAGAUGGACAAGACGGCACGAGAGCCGUCGUCGAACCGGAUGCAGGCAGCGGUUGCAGGGAGUGCAAGCGAAAGAAUGCGCAAUUCACAAUACACACAUCAGCCGGAUGGCGGUGAUAUUAAGUACUGGACAGACGAUCGAUCGUGUAGUGGCGAAACAUUGAUGAAAGAGACGGGAAGAAAAGUCGCGAAGUUGAUCGCCGGCACUGUUUAA
Messenger RNA from Soboliphyme baturini, 285 nucleotides. NCBI's taxonomy places the organism in Eukaryota, Metazoa, Nematoda, Enoplea, Dioctophymatida, Soboliphymatidae. The record is from the annotation of a GenBank genome assembly.